This is a messenger RNA of Aspergillus wentii DTO 134E9, 1652 nucleotides long. RefSeq lists its product as uncharacterized. The transcript has a single exon. The coding region runs from base 150 to 1538 and encodes 462 amino acids. The record is from RefSeq and is a predicted model, not a curated record. NCBI's taxonomy places the organism in Eukaryota, Fungi, Ascomycota, Eurotiomycetes, Eurotiales, Aspergillaceae.
CGAGAUACCGACCUCUAUACGUUCUUCUGCAGCCUCAAACUACAUCGAUUGUCCAGUACAGUUCUUCCGUCACGCUGCUGAACAAGCCUUCAUUCCUGACAUCUCAAAACGCUCAGUUUAGGUCAGCAAAGCCAUAUCGUAUAGGCAAAAUGUUGGCAGGAAACGGCUGUAACGCGGAACUCUGGCAAUUCUCGCAACAGCUCUAUCCCGACCUCCCUCCAAUCGAGGCGUAUCUCGCACUUCAUCGCGACUACGUGGCACCUUUGGUGGGACCAGUCAUCAAGGGCGGGCUUACUGCAGCCGAGAUCUACGUUCUUUUGAGAGAUCCUACUUCAAUGAUCGCCAGAAUCCAGGGAGCUCGCCUUAGUAUGGAGUGUGUGGAGCGGCUUCAUCCUUACAUCAAAAGCCUUUUUGCAACCUCGCAAUCAACAGUCGGAAAUCUCACGGCAAACGAGAAAGAAAUCUCAGCCCAGCUCACCGCGGGAAUUUGGACGCGAUACAAAGCGGGUACCUUGGGCCAACCGAACUCGUUUGUUGAUGGCGUUGACACGGCGGUGGGGGGUGCCAGCGUCGCCGGCGAAAGCGUGAAGAAUAUUCCCAAGGAAAUCACAGACAAUAAUAGUUCGGCAGCUUCUGCCAGCUCUGGCGCCGCGGAGCCGCUGUUCGAUCGCAUCAACUACCUGGAAUGCUGGAAUACAGCGUUGCGAACGAUCCAGACUGCCCAGGCACAGCGGAUUAUCAAAUCUCUGGAUGUCAUCGCCGAACAACUCGGAGAUAGGAAUUGCAUCGCUGUGAUGGGCGCAGGUGGUCCCGAAGGCUUUGCUCGACCGAUAUACGACUUGAUCAAAAUGAAGGUCAACAAGGUCGAUGUGGCGGAUCGCAAAAAUCAUCGCUUCUUCCUCUACCAUGACUCCAACAAUUGGCACCACAUAUUCGAGAGGUUGACAAGCGAGAAUCCACUGCCGCCGGAAUUCAUCAACAAUCCCUGCGACGACCUCGACCAUGCCUGCCUGUUCAUGCGUGAAGUCCGACAGAAGCUCAUCGCGAAAGAUGAAAAGCGCGGAAAGGGCAUUACAUUCCAUCUAGUCAUCCCAUCGUGGUCCAAGCUCCAGAUCAAGGAGCCUUUGCAUUUCCCUGAAGACCUCUACCCUCUACAAAUUGAAGGACUGAAGCACGGUGGCAAAAACCAGGUCGAGUUGAAUCUUCCAGCAGCACCCGCUGGACUUCUCCAUGGAGUCUCGAAUGUUCUUGACCCCAACAACUGGAACACCAUUGCAGGGGGUGCCAGUGCCGCAGUCACUUUGCCAGCCGUCGGCUGGGGGGUAAACGGCAUAUCUCUCGCUAUUAGCCUCGGUGUCGGCACCCUUACAGGAGUGGGGCCGCUUCUGGCUAUGCCGCUGUGGGUGGGAACCGCGCCGUUCGCUAUGGGCAUGUCAGCUCCAAUCAUUCAUGAAACGGUUCAUAAUGCACUCCAUGAAGAGGACCCUAGGGUUCUAGGGUCUACGGAGCGCUUGCACAUACGGCGACGGCGUUUUUAAACAGGGGGUAACUGGGAACCCUGAUAAUGUUUAUCACCUAUGUCAACACCUAUCCUAACAUAUUUUCUCAAUCUCUGCAAUGGAAUUCUUAAAGUGCGUCUAGGUACUUGGUCC